AACCAGUCUUCCAUUCGUCCGCGACUGAGUCGUUUGUAUCGCAGACGGCGUCUUUACGAAAAUAUGUGUGAAAUUUGUUACAACAGUGUAUAUUGAUAAGUGUUUUGUGACGUGUUUUAAGUUAUUGUUAUGAAGUGUAGCUGACGGAGCGCUAGGAACGCCGCGUCGACAUACCUCAUGGCGGGUAGUGGGGGGAUGUCGGAGUGGUCCGAGGGCGCUGCGGUGUGGUUCCAGCCGGCCGGAGCCCCCGCCCCGCUGCCCGGGGAACUGGUGGAGGUCCACCGAGCCGCCAGGGUCCUACUCGUCAGCGCUGUUGUUAAUGGACAGGCUCAAACCUUCGCCUUACAAAUGGGUAACGGCGAAGAAGAAGGCGAUCCAGUAUGGCCUCGGGAGGAACUGGGCCCUACUGGCGUGGAAGACAUGACUCGUCUCCACGAUUUACAUGAAGCAGCCUUGCUAUGGAAUCUCAAGUUAAGAUACGAACAAGGUCUCAUUUACACUUAUGCUGGCUCCAUAUUGGUCGCCGUGAACCCUUAUAGACCUGUGGAUGCCUUGUAUGGUCUGCCAACUGCUAGAAGGUACCACGCUGCGGAGGCGUUGGGUGACUUACCUCCACACCUUUUUGCAAUAGCCGCCGCAGCGCGAGCGUCACUACCUCAUCCUCAAGCCAUUCUGAUAUCCGGUGAAUCUGGCGCCGGAAAGACGGAGUCCACAAAGCUAGCUGUACAAUUUCUUGCAGCUGUAGCCCCAGCACCGCCCGGAAGAGCUCCAGUUUCUGAACAGAUUCUAGAAGCUGCUCCGUUACUUGAAGCGUUCGGUAACGCGAGAACGCCAAAAAAUCAUAACUCUAGUCGUUUUGGUAAAUUACUAGAACUCUACUUUAAGGAUGGCGCUUUAGCCGGCGCGAGAGUGGCACAUUAUUUGCUAGAAAAAUCUCGUAUUGUAACACAAUCACCCGGAGAAAGAAAUUAUCAUGUAUUCUACGAGUUACUGGCUGGUUUAGACGAAGAACAGAGGAAAUCACGAGGAUUGUUGACAGCCGAACAUUACUUUUAUUUAAAUCAAGGCGGUGACUCGGGAGGCGCGGGGGCAGGAGCCGAUUGGUCGGCUCUAUGUGGCGCCAUGCAAGUUCUUGGGAUUGGUGACUCUGAACGAGAGGAUAUAAUUAAAGUCCUCUCUGCUGUACUUCAUUUAGGAAACGUCUACUUUCAUAGAAGACAGCUCAGGCAUGGUCAAGAGGGUGUUCAACUGGGCGGAGGAGCGGAAGUCCGUUGGGCUGCCCAUUUAUUGAAAAUCCCAGCUGAAGAAUUGGCCAGAGCUCUCACAACCAGGGUAACGGCGGCGAGGGCAGAGCGUAUGCGAUCUCCCUUACCAAUUGACCAAGCUUUAGACGCGAGAGAUGCUUUCGCUAAAGCACUAUAUUCAUCACUGUUUAGCUGGCUUGUCCUUAGAAUAAAUUCGAUAGUCCAUCGAGCUGGACUACACGACGCUCACCGGAUAUCUCUCCUCGACAUCUUCGGCUUCGAAGACUUGGAAGAGAAUUCGUUCGAGCAGCUAUGUAUUAAUUAUGCUAACGAAACUUUACAGCAUUAUUUUAAUAAACAUAUAUUUAAAUUGGAGCAACAGGAAUACCAGAAGGAAAGAUUGGAGUGGUCUAACCUCACGUGGAAUGAUAAUUCUCCAGUUAUACAACUUCUGAGCAAGAAGCCGGUGGGCAUUCUUCAUUUGCUGGAUGACGAAAGCAAUUUUCCUCGGGCGUCUGAUAACUCAUUCCUAGAAAAGUGCCAUUAUAAUCACGCUCUUAACGAGCUGUACUCUAGACCUAGAUUAGGAGCUAACGAAUUUGGGAUAAAACACUACGCCGGCCAGGUUUGGUACAACGUGGAAGGAUUCCUGGAUAAGAACAGGGAUGCUCUGAGGGCGGAUGUACUGGAAUUACUCUGCAGUAGUGAUGUGCCGCUGGUUGCCGAGAUGUCGACACAGCUGCGAGCACAACACGACGCUAACAAGACAUUACCGAGAGGGGCGAAUGGGAGAUUCGUCACCAUGAAGCCCAGAACACCCACCGUGGCUGCAAGGUUCUCGGACAGCCUCCACCAACUGCUGGAGUCCAUGUCCAGGUGUAACCCCUGGUUUGUUCGCUGCAUCAAACCCAACACCGACAAGUCCGCUAUGAAGUUCGACAUGCUGUGCGUUCUCACACAGCUGAGAGACACCGGCAUGCUGGACACCAUCAAGAUAAGGCAGACGGGAUACCCCAUAAGGAUACCGUUCCAGGCGUUCGUGGAAAGAUAUCGGUACCUUCUUAAGUCGUCUCCGCCUCGCUCGACGCCCUACAGAGAAAUCUGUAACUCCAUCCUCGCCGAGAUGCCUCCCACUGGAGCCGUGGGAGCGGACUUCCAGCUGGGCGCGGCGCGUGUGUUUGUCCGCGAGGCGUUGCACCGCGCUCUGGAGCGGGCCCGCGCUGAUAAAUUAAGAGCCGCUGCGACAAUACUACAGGCCAGGAUAAGAGGGUACCUCGCCAGAAAACGCUACCACCAAAUGCGUGAAUCCGCCAUACGUAUACAAUCGUGGUGGAAGGGUUCCAACGAGCGUCGCCGCUACGUCAUCGUGAGGCGAGGCGUGGUCCGAGUGCAGGCGAUCGUCCGCGGAAGACGAGCUCGUCGCCUGGCGAGGGACCGCCGGGAACAGAUGAAGAGACGGCUCGAGGCGCAACAGGCGGCCGCCAAACGCCGCGCGGCCGAACAGAAGGCUAAGGCGGAGAGUCUUCAGGUUUUGGAAGUACCGGCGGAACUCGCCUUCAUACUGUCCAAGAUAGACGACUGGCAGCCGCCGCAUGCAGACAGGAAUGUUACCAAAGUUUCAGACGUGUUCGUCGAGGAAGAGCGCAUCCAACUGCCUCGGGAUCUUGAGCAGUUCGCGUUCUCCAAGUUCAGUUCCGUGUACUUCGCGGACGGCGGACAGCUCAGUCCAAAGAAACAUCCCAUCACCAAGCCGUUCCUGUCCAAAGCCGCUGUCAGGGAUCAAGACUUCAAUGACGCCGUGGCGAUCUUCAAACUGAUAUUGAGAUGGUGCGACGAGUCGGCCGCCGGGAAUGAGACCAGACAAAAGGUGGUGGCGGACUACAUCUGUUCCCGCGGCAUCAGCUCCCGCGCUCUCCGCGACGAGGUGGUGGUCCAGCUGUGCGGCCAGGCCGGUCUGGAGCCGCGCGCCUUCCGCCUCCUCGCCCACUGCCUCGCCGCCUUCCAACCAGGACCGGCGCUUCACAAAUAUCUUAUCCGGUUGAUCUCCGAGCGAGCGUCCGGUCCAGAACGGAGUCGUCUUCUCCGUCUAUCGUGCGGGACGGAGGCCGCGGCGGCGAGGGUGUCAGGGCUUCCGCGGCGGACUCCACCCACCCUACUGGAGUGGCGCUCCGCUGACAACGACGCACGACCGGCCAUACCCCUCACCCUGUAUGAUGACACGGUGCAGACCGUGUGCGUGGAGUCGUGGACGACGUGCGAGCGAGCUGCGGCCAGCGCGCUCUCCGCCGCCGGCAUUGCGAGGAACGCCAGCGGCUGGUCGCUCACUAUGGAACACAACGGACAGCUCACCGAGUGGGCGGGAUGCGAGUACGCGUUGGAUGCUAUAGGAGAGAUAGAGACGUGGCCGGCGCUGGCAGCGCGCUCUGAACCGCUCCGGGCCACACGAGCGGCGCCCGCGCCCCCGCCGCGCGCCUCCUCCGUGGAAGACAGACGCCCGCUGGUUCCACCGCCCGAGCCACCGAAGUCCCGAUCCCCGAGCGUCCAACGCAUACUCCACGAGGCCAUACCCGAGAACGACUCCGAGUACACCUGGAAGAUGGAGCAGGAGGAGCCGCGGGAGAGAGCGCUGAGACACCCCGCGGACUACUCCCGGAAGAUAUCACACGACAUACUCUCCAGGGAGUCGGCCCUCAACGAGCGGUACUUCGAGCAGACGUCCGAUAAAGUCAGAAGUCGCUCAUUAGACAACUUGCUGGGUGAUAACCCUGAACCGCAACCCUCCAAACUGACGGACCUAGGGUUGUCGCAGUCUCGCCUCAACGAUCGCUAUCAUUCGGUGGAGAGGCUGGGAGGUGCGCCGAGUGUCUCCAGCAGUAAGGGCAUCGAGCCGGAGUACGGCACGGGACGAGCUCUGCCCUCGCGGUACAUUAAGUCCCAGUACGCCGGCAAGCGUGCGCCGGCCGGCUCGCAGUCAAGUCGCGCAUACAUCGAGAAGAGCUCCGAAUUCGGAGGCGUUCGAUCCUCUGCGAUGUCGGAUACCUCGGAAGCCCCGAGCCUGGCGUCUCAUGUGCGUCGCGUCCGCGUGCCGAGUCAGGCGUCGGACGUGGAUCAGUUCCUGGACGAUCUGUUUUCUCCCGUCCUGGACCCGAACAUCGACGAGCUGUCUGACGCUCGAUCGCUGGCCGCCAGCAUCAAGGGCGGCAAGGACUACAGCACGUUCAUAGACGACGUCCUCUCGUGCUCCUACACGGAACAAAUCGACACGUUGAACAGCAGCGAUGACGUCACCAAACUCAUUAAGGGCGGAGGACACGAAGAUGGGAAGACGAGCAGGAAACAAUCCAACGUCGACUCGGUAGACGAUUACAUCACUAAUCUGUUCGACCCGAUAUUCAUGAACGACAGUCUGAAGAGACUAACAGACGGUGAGGGUCUUUCGGGUGCCAUUAAAGGUGGUGGCGCUACACCGCGCGGCUCGGGAGCGAACACUUCGGCGCUUAGCUUCGGUGCUAUCACACUGCCGCCGUCUAUGCCCGCGAUGCCGGCCACUCCGGAGGCGCUGGCGGCGGCCCUGGGCUUACACCUGCCGCCUCCAGGCACGGUCGACAUCAACGCGUAUCACCAAAACCUACAAAGAGCUUUUCUACAGAACGCAAUGGCACAGAAUCUUCAAAUUCAACAGCAGCUUUUGGCUCAGAAUCAAGCUUUACAGACACUUUUAGCAGGUCAAGUCGUCGAACCCUCAGAAUCAGCGCCCACGUCACCGGUGAGGGCGUCGACUGUAGUGCACGCACAGAUACACUCGCCGCCUAGAAAUUCGGUGAAGUCCAGAAGAGAAUCCAAUGAAAGUAGUGCUGGAGCGCCGCCCCCACCUCCGCCGCCGAUGCCCCCGCCGUUACAUGAUAUGGAUCCUUCGGAGGCCAGGCCGUUCAUAGACCCUUACGGGCGAGCCAAGACAGUCCGGAUUGGUAAAUGGCGAUGGCCGCCGCCGAAGGACGCAGUGGGACAGGAGACGCCGCAAGACUUCACGAAGUUUAAAAUGAGACAGGUUCAAAGGAGAGUCACGCCGCAGGCGCAGUCUAAUGGGAUAGAUCAUGAACCACCACGCGGGCGGUCGAGGUCUGAGGUCACGACUGGAAUAGAAUGGGAAGAAUUCGAGGUCGACGGGCAAAUACCAGCACACAGGGAACCACCAUCACAGAGGACUGCUCGACGGAGUUUCGAAAUAGGAGCUCAGAGACCAUCGCCCGGAAGUGUGGGCAAAUUGAAAUUAAGCUCCGAGAUGCGUCAAAGACUGGAACGAGUCACAGCGAAUCACUCCGUCAGGAGUACUUCCUCGGCCGCUGAAACUCCUCGGACUGUUAAUAAGUUGGAGGAUACAAGGAAACUUAUGCUCGAACGUCAGUUGGGUGGUACGAUGAGGUGGGAUGCGCCUCCUCCCCCGCUGCCCCCCGCGCCGCCCGGGCCCGCUCCCCCUCCCCCCAUGUCACCGCCCUCCCCACCAGACAAGCCGGCACCUCCUCCGCCAGUUCCCGAGGCAUCUUCAACAUUCGCACAGCUCAGGCGCGACAGAGAUACCUUCGGCGUCCAUCAGAACAUCGAAGCGGAUGAUCGCCACGCCUUCUUAGCGAAUUGGAGCUCCAGAAGGAAAGACGACAACGAAUCAUCUCAUGGUGACGACCUGGCGUCACGGUUCCUGACAUCGGACAGGAGGGAGAGACGAGUGAAGGACGAUUGGGGAGAAGAGUCCGACGGCCGCAGUUACAACGAUGAGAAAAGUCACAUGGAAAGGGACGAAUGGGACUCGGAGUCCACGGCGGAGAACAGAAGAGACAUUCACGACAACGUGUCAGGACGCGGCCCUUCAGAGAUAUAUGAGAUACAUCCGAUAAGAGCGGAGAGGAGAAAAGAAGACGCGGAAAUAGAGGAGAGAUUUGACAGAAAACGUUCUGGAAUGUACGACGACUUCGACAGAUUCGACGGCAGAAAGAACUCGCGAGACAUGUUAGUGGGACGGACGAGAGACAGCCCUCGCUCAGAUAUCAUAUUCCCGCCAGAUAACAACGACACUUUGAAGAAAAACGAGCGACCCACAUUCAAGACACACAUGGCGCAGAAAGAAAGGAACAGGAAGAUGGAGGCUGAAAGAAGACAGUCUGUUUCAACUCACCUCACAGACAAAACAGAUCUCAACGAGCAGACGCCAGCACCAGCAGCUUUUCUUCCAUCAGACCGCUCGUUCCUCACGUACAGUCGAGUGCCGUGGAAGCUGCGGGUGAGGAAGGAAGUCUUCACACCGCUGGAGACAUACAACGAACCUGCCAUACUGGAUCUCCUGUACGCUCAGAUCGUCCACGACAUAACGUCUUCGAGUCCCUGUCUCCGCAUCAGCGCCAGCGAGCGUCGUGCGGGCGCCGCGUGGCUGCGGACCGCGGGCGGCGCGCGCGCUGCCACCAAGCGGCAGGCGGUCGACAUGGCGCGCGAAUGGCCCUUCUACUUCGCCAGAUUGUUCUCAGUCAAACUCCCGCCGGGAGAGAGCGCCGUGCUGGCCGUCUCCCACAACGCCGUCACAGUCGGCGUGAGAGGUCCCAGCGGUUUGGUAGUCCGUCGCUCGCUGCCCCUGUCCGGCCUGAGGGCGGCGGCUCCCUCCGCGGGGACCCUCCAGCUGUCUCCCUCCAGGGACCCUCCCCUCACCCUCCACGCACCGCUCGCCCACCACGCACACGCUCUCAUCGUAGAAUUCGCCUUACAAUACUCACAGAUCCAACAGAAGCCGACUGUUAACGGAGUAUCGAGCGGAAAGGAGAAGCAGGAACGAGAAACGAGAGAAAGAGAUGUCCGGGACACUAGAGAGCCCAGAGAAUCCCGGGAAUCCAGAGAGUCCCGAGAAUCGAGAGAAUCCCGGGAGUCGAGAGAGUCCCGGCAAUCGAGAGAAUCCAGGGAAAUACGACAAUCAAGGGAUGAAUCCGAAAUGGACUUGCGAGAGAGAAGGGGACAGACAUCGUCGCCGGUAUCGAGGGAGAGAGAGAGGGAUAGAGAUAGAGACAGAGAAAGAGAUAGAGAUAGAGAAAGGGAGAGAGAUAUGAGGGAUGAGAGAAGGGAUCAGACCACACCACAGCAUGACGGCCGGCAUCCACUUCUGCAGUUCGCCGUUGACCACUUCCGGCAGAGUCCCGAAUUGGAAAUCUUAAAAGCGGACUCGUCACUCAAGAGUAAGGCGAAGCGCAACGAGUGGACGUGGAAGGCUCAGACGGAUGUGGUCAAGUGGCAAGCGACGCCGCUGCGGGCUCCGCUCCUGCGCCUCCCGGCGGCGCUCGCGCCGCCCGCCCUGGAGUGCUUCACCUGCAUCCGAGCCUACUGCGGGGACCUGCAGCCUCCCGAGCGAGCCAUGCAUCAGGAUUUGACGGAAGUGAAAUGUGUCUAUACUGUUCUCAUGCACUGCCACUCGGUGGCGGAGCUCCGUGACGAGGUGUACUGCCAGCUGAUGAAGCAGACCACCUCCAACCGCUCGCACGCGCCCGACUCGUGCCAGCGAGCCUGGAGGCUCAUGUCUAUACUGUCCUCAUACUUCACCUGCUCUGAGACGCUCAGACCGUUCCUGGUGGAGUACCUGUCGGCGGCGGCGGCGGACAGGCGGAGGCCGUGCCAGGGGACCGCGGCCGUGUGUCUCGCCAACUUCAGGAAGACCAUGAGGUGCGGAGGCAGGAAGAACGUACCCAGCGUCGAGGAGGUGACGGCUGUGUCAGCUGGUCGGUCGGCUCGCCGGCAGCUGUACCGCCUGCCGGGAGGAGCGGAGAGGGUCGUCAACACCAGGUGCGCGACAGUCGUCCAGGACAUAGUGGACGACCUGUGCGAACUGAUCGGCGUGUGCAACCCGGCGGAGCGCGCGGAGUUCUCCCUGUACUGCAUCGUGGCGGGCGACUCCCUCACCAUGCCGCUGGCGGGCGACGAGUACGUUCUGGACGUCACCACGGAGCUGCAGCGCGCUCAGCAUCCCUUCUACCUCAUCUUCUGCCGCUCCGUGUGGCACCACCCGCUCAGGACCGACGCUCCGCCGCUGUACACUGAAGUGCUCUUCAAUCAGGUUGCCCCGGACUAUCUAGAAGGACUCCUGCUAGUGUUGCCAGGGGGAGGCGCUCCCGCGGCGGGGGUGCUUCGUGACGCAGCAGUGGUGGCAGCCCUGCUACACCGCGCGGCAGGCCUGCCAGACGCACCACACCCCAGGGACCUCAAGUUCCUCCUACCGAAGCCUCUCCUAGCUCUGAAAGAGCCGCGUCCUAACAAGUGGGCGUCGUGGGUCGGCAACGAGUGGCCGACUGUGAGGACUCUGUCGCCUGCCGCAGCUAAAUCCAAAGUUUUACAAGUAUUAUCUCGCUGGUCCCUGUUCGGGUCGUCUUUCUUCGCGGUGCGGCGCGUGCAGGGCGGCGAAUGGCGCGAGCACGUGCUGGCUCUCAACAGGCGAGGCCUGCACCUGCUGCACCCCGCCACGCACGACACGGACGCUCACUGGCCCUACGCCGACCUCAUCUCCACUAGGAAGGUCCGUUCCGAAGACGGGACUCUGUUCCUGGACGUGAAGUGCGGUUCCCUUCUGCAGCAGCGAGUGACGCGGCUCCAGGCGGAACAAGCUCACGAGAUAGCGAGACUCAUCAGGCAGUACAUCGCCCUGCAGAGAGAUAACAGGGAGGGAGAUUCGAGGCACUCACCAGCCUUCAUCAGCCAAUGAACGUGACGGGAGCCGGGAACCACGCGACCGGAACUCUUAACAAUAAGACGAUAUUUAAUCUUAAACUUCGUACUUUGUUGUGAAAUGUACUUAAAAUAUAUAUCCCUUCAUAUCACCGGAGAGUAAAAAUAAUCGACUUAAAUGGGAAUAGGACGUCGGGACAUGGGGAAUAACUACAAUAUUUUCUAUUUUCAUUUUAGUCCCAAAAAGAACGAGGAGAAUGUACAUAGAAUAAAAAGUGUACAUCAUUAAUAUAUGCUUUUAUAAAUAAAACAAACCUCGGUCAGCGGAUACAAAAUCUAUAUUUUUAUAUUUACGUAACUCAUAAUGACAUUAUAUACGUGAAAUUAAGUAAUGAUUAUGAACAAGGUACAUUCCAAAUUAUUAAACAUUAAUGUCAUCAGUGUCGCCAAGUUGGAACACGUGUUAUAUGUAACAGCAACACUGAGCGUGGUGUUUUAGUCCCGCCAUUUUUCUAAUAAUAUAAAUUUUAUUAAUUAUAAUGGAUACUGUUAUUUUGUUUAUAUUGUUGUUUCUUUACUAAAUUUCCUGUUCUUCUGUACAUGAACGGUGCUAUACGUCUAGUAAUUAUCAGCUCCUUAAUAUUAACACACCAGUCACAAUAUUCUCUGUAGAGUGAGUCUCUCUGUACACAGUAUAGGCUAGUUUCUUCGCAAGCAUUCCAUUCAUUCCUUCACUCUCUCGCUGCGUGUUUUAAUGUUACUUUUCGUUAUGUCUAGUUGUUAUCCAAAAUAAUGAAAUAAUAAAACCCAAAGACCGUACGGUCAGAGUCCACAUGAGUUAUACUUUCAUGUAAUUAAUAUAUUUAAUAAAACAUUGUAUGAAUAUAUUGUAGAUACGAAUAAAGAUAUAUUUUCAAUAAAAA
Molecule: messenger RNA, 9856 nt
Organism: Danaus plexippus (monarch butterfly)
Lineage: Eukaryota; Metazoa; Arthropoda; Insecta; Lepidoptera; Nymphalidae
Gene: Myo10A
Product: unconventional myosin-XV
Exons: 32
Coding region: 178-8970 (2930 amino acids)
Cellular component (GO): myosin complex; cytoskeleton
Molecular function (GO): protein binding; ATP binding; cytoskeletal motor activity
Source: RefSeq, a predicted model, not a curated record